Molecule: messenger RNA, 462 nt
Organism: Pelecanus crispus (Dalmatian pelican)
Lineage: Eukaryota; Metazoa; Chordata; Aves; Pelecaniformes; Pelecanidae
Gene: MALL
Product: mal, T cell differentiation protein like
Biological process (GO): myelination
Cellular component (GO): membrane
Molecular function (GO): structural constituent of myelin sheath
Source: RefSeq, a predicted model, not a curated record
AUGGCUUUGGCGUCCCCCUCUGCGUCCCCCACGCAGCCCGCCUUACCCUCCGGACCUGCCAUCUUCAAAACCGUCCCCUACGCUUUCAUACUACCGGAGAUAGUCUGCGGGACCUGGGUGUGGAUCCUUGUCGCUGCUACCUCCGUCUCCAGCCCGCUGCUGCAGGGAUGGGUGAUGUACGUGUCCAUCAGCUCCUGCCUCAUCUCCCUGAUGCUCCUCUUCAUCUACCUCUUUGGCUUGCACAAAAACAGUGAGAACUGGAAAGUGCUGGACAGUUUGUACCACGGUGCCACGGCCAUUCUGUACAUGAGCGCUGCUGUCUUGCAAGCCAACGCAACCAUCAACUCUGAGUUCAACUUGAACUCGCCGCUUUACUACCAGCUCAACAGCGCCGCAUCGUUCUUUGCCUUCAUCACGACCUUCCUGUACAUCCUCCAUGCCUUCAGCAUCUACUACCACUGA